GGGGUUUCCCUCCGUAGCUUCCCUGCUUUUGGCUCAACCGCCCCUUUUGUACCAAUUUAAAUUUUAUGCUGAGGCAGAUUGCGAGUUUAUUUUUUUGCUUCGUUUUCAUUUUAUCAAACAUUGUCCUUUGGGCCUCUAUGUCCCAAGCAUAGUGUUAGCUUGGAGAGGUAGAUGAAUACAAGUAUCCAUGAGCGUCAUUUCCUUUUGAUUGGCGUUUGACAGGUUUUUUUUUUGCAUAAUGGCCGUCCAAGGUAUUGGCCAGGAAUCCCAUUUUUACUUAGUUAAUGGACCUUGCUGUUUCCUAGUCUUACGCAAAAUGGCACCUAAAAUGUAUGUGGUGGCUCCAGUUGGUUAUGGAUGUGUGAUUCAUUGGCCAUUCCUGACUCUCUCAUAAUUCCUUUAUUGAAGAUUCAGUAUUUUCCACGAGUGAUAUGAAACAAAAGAGGAAUAUUUACUCUCUAGUUACUGUGAAAUGGGGAAAGGAGAAAUUUGAAGGUGUAGAAUUGAAUACUGAUGAACCUCCAAUGGUGUUCAAGGCUCAGCUUUUUGCACUGACUGGAGUCCAGCCGGCCAGACAGAAAGUUAUGGUGAAAGGAGGAACAUUGAAGGAUGAUGAUUGGGGAAACAUCAAAAUAAAAAAUGGAAUGACUCUACUAAUGAUGGGAUCCGCAGACGCUCUUCCUGAGGAACCCUCAGCUAAAACCGUCUUUGUGGAAGACAUGACAGAAGAACAGUUAGCAUCUGCUAUGGAAUUACCAUGUGGAUUGACAAACCUUGGUAACACUUGUUACAUGAAUGCUACAGUUCAGUGUAUUCGUUCUGUGCCUGAACUCAAAGAUGCCCUUAAAAGGUAUGCAGGUGCCUUGAGAGCGUCAGGGGAAAUGGCUUCAGCACAGUAUAUUACUGCAGCCCUUAGAGAUUUGUUUGAUUCCAUGGAUAAAACUUCUUCUAGUAUUCCACCUAUUAUUCUACUGCAGUUUUUGCACAUGGCUUUUCCACAGUUCGCAGAGAAGGGCGAACAAGGACAGUAUCUUCAACAGGAUGCUAAUGAGUGUUGGAUACAAAUGAUGCGAGUAUUGCAACAGAAAUUGGAAGCCAUAGAGGAUGAUUCUGUUAAAGAGACAGAUUCUUCAUCUGCAUCAGCAGUAACACCUUCUAAAAAGAAAAGUUUAAUUGAUCAGUUCUUCGGAGUUGAGUUUGAAACUACCAUGAAAUGUACAGAGUCUGAAGAAGAAGAAGUCACUAAAGGAAAGGAAAAUCAGCUUCAGCUCAGCUGUUUUAUCAAUCAAGAAGUCAAGUAUCUUUUUACAGGACUUAAAUUGCGACUUCAGGAAGAAAUCACCAAACAGUCUCCUACAUUGCAAAGAAAUGCUUUGUACAUCAAAUCUUCCAAGAUCAGCCGGCUACCUGCUUAUUUAACUAUUCAGAUGGUUCGCUUUUUUUAUAAAGAGAAGGAAUCUGUGAAUGCUAAAGUUCUUAAGGAUGUUAAAUUUCCUCUUAUGUUGGAUGUGUAUGAACUGUGUACACCAGAACUUCAAGAGAAGAUGGUCUCGUUUCGAUCAAAAUUCAAGGAUCUAGAAGAUAAAAAAGUGAAUCAGCAGACAAAGAUAAGUGACAAAAAGAGUAGUCCCCAGAAAGAAGUUAAGUAUGAACCCUUUUCUUUUGCUGAUGACAUUGGCUCCAAUAAUUGUGGAUACUAUGAUUUACAAGCAGUGCUAACACAUCAGGGAAGGUCUAGCUCUUCAGGUCAUUAUGUAUCAUGGGUGAAGAGGAAACAAGACGAAUGGAUUAAGUUUGAUGAUGAUAAGGUCAGCAUUGUGACACCAGAGGAUAUCUUGCGGCUUUCUGGUGGUGGAGACUGGCAUAUAGCUUAUGUUCUACUCUAUGGGCCUCGCAGAGUUGAAAUAAUGGAAGAGGAAAGUGAAUAGUAAUCUUCAUUUUAGCUAUUUAUGCUUAGGUGUGAAGUAAAUGUUAUUUGUUGAUCACUUUCUAUAAUCCAGAGCUUUAGAGCAAGAUAUUUAGGUGGUUUUAUGUGUUUCCCCUCAUGUGGAACAAAAGAGGGCAGAAGCAGACUACUCUAUGUAUCAACCUAAAAAAUUACAGAAAAGAGAAAAUUGCCUUUGGACUGUGCUGCCCUGUGUAAAGAUGGCAGAAAGACAUUUUUAAAAAGCUUAUUUCUUGCAUUAAUUUUUAAAAAUUCUGAGUUGAAAUGCCUUUCAAACAUUACCUUUUGUGAUGAUAAUUUUUCUCCCUUUUUCAGCCCAAGAUUCAACAAUCAAAUGUUUAUUGCACACCUAUUUCUCUAUUAUUCGUUGUUGUUCUUGCAUGGUUCAAACCACCGGUAAUUCAGUAGCUGCCUAUCCUUUGCCUUAUCUAACAAAAAUUUUGCCAGAAAGGUGGAAAGGAACUAAGUGUUGCUCUCAUUUUGUAACUCAGUGCUGCUGUCCACAUCCCAUGGAGACAUGGGUACAAUCAAGUAUUUGUCCAGCCUGACUGUUGCUGGCUUUUCAUGACUUUAAAAUAAAUUGUGAUCAAUAAUAGUACAUUUGAUUAUACAUUUAUUACUGUCUCUCUGAUGUACUAUGGUUUGUACAUUCAACUUGGUAAUGGUUUUGUAGUAAUCAACCCUAAAAAAAAUGUUGACAAGCUCUGGUUGCUAAUUUUUAGAAAAUGAGGAUAUUUAAUAAAAAAACAACAAAAAAAGGGAUUAACAGCUUUUGACCUCAAGUCUUUUGUCUAUUGAGUGUUGGAGCUUGGCUAAAGUUCAGAUAUGUUUAAUACUAUACAGUUUAUGCAGAUGGUUAGUUUUACUCUGCUGUUAUUAAGCAUCCAUUUAAAAAUGUUACCUUGUUUGCCUGCUAGCAUUAUAUUCUGUUUAAAAAGAAAUACAAAAUUGUAAAAGUAAUUGAGUUCUUUGGAUGCUGAAUGCAACAAUGUUAUCAAAAGAUCUGCUCCUUGGCUCCCUUGGUGUUUGUUUUUACUCUCCUGUCAAUUCUCAAAAUCUUAAUGUCUAUCUCAGAAUUUAAUAUCAAUGAUUUUUAAAGUCAUGGUAGAAAUACCAAGAGUAUGAGGUAUUUCAAUAUGGUAGAUUUCUUAUAUUUUAAUACAUUCUAAUUAGUUCCUUAUUUUUGUUUCAGGAGCCUUAUUAGAGAAAGGAUUGAAUGUUAGCUAAUUUGUCUCUAAUUUUCAAGUUAGAUAUUUAUAAUAAAGUUUUGGGGAUUAUCAUGAAAUCUCAUACCUUUGCUUAUGCUGUUUUAAAUGCUCUGCAGAGCAUAGCACUGAUAACUGUUAGAUUCCUGGAGAAUAAUGGCCAUUUUCCUCAAGUUUGAACAAUGUGAUAUAAUCUGAGAAUGCUAGUGGAUAAAAUAAGCAUUUCAGGGAAACUUCUUUGUAAAUAGCUUCUUCAGCUAAAUUAAUUAUUGGCAAUCAGCACUCCCUCUGCCUUGGGAGAGGGUGCAGAAUAGAAUAGGGAGGAUGAGACCGUAAGAAUUGUAAUGAUUCUUUUAUAUAUAUUGGUAUGAAGCUUGUAAGUUUGCAGAAUUUUUUAAUUCACUGUCGUAUUUAGUCUGAAUGAUUUUGAGGACAUAAAUUUAGCAAUUAGAAUUCAGAUUUUCUGAUUUGUAGGAUGCUGUAGAUACUAGAUCAGGUGAGGUAGGUUUAGAACAAAGUAUGUAAACUUUGUAUGGAAUUAGAAUUUUAGAAUUGUAAUUCCUUAAUUAUCAUUAUUAAAAAAAACUUGAUUGAUCCAAAAAAGCAUUAUUCCAAAGAUUUUUUAAGUAUAAGAAAUUGGACUUAUACCAGUGUUGUUUUAAACAAGGCUAUUUUAGAAUUUAACCUUGCAUAUAAGGUUUUUGAGAAGGGAGAGUUGGCAAGAAAAUGUCUUGAUUCCUGAGUGUGCCUUAUAUGCUGUGCCACUAGCACCAAGGCCCUUUCUGUAUAAGAGCUGUGCUGUAUCACUGUUGGACCAGCUAGUGAAGUUAAGCCCAAGCAAGAACAUUUAUCCUGUGAUACACACCUAGUAGCCUCUCUUCAGGUUUCAAAACAACGAUGACCUAAUCUUAGAGCCCUAAGGGGAAAGGCUUAUGUGGGAAUAGGAAAAGUAGAUAGAUGGUACUCUCUCCAGGCAUUACUACAUAGUGCUUUGCUGUUUAUAGGGUGCUUUCACAUACGUCUCAUUUGAACUUCACAAUAACCCCUGUGGUAUGCAUCCCUAUUUUAACGACUUGAGAGGUUAAAUAAUUUUUGUAAGGCUGGUUCCAUUUCUUUUUAAGUUGGAGGUUGGCAAACCUUUUCUGUAAUGGGCCAGAUAGUAAAUAUUUUCAGCUUUGCAGGCCAUAAAGUCUUUAUUGCAACUACUUAACUUUGCUGUUGUAGUGUGAAAGGAGCCAUAGACAACACUUAAAAGAAUCAGCAUGGCUAUGUGCCAGUAAAAUUUUACUUAUAGACAGGUGGUGAACAGACCAUUGUUUGCUGAUCCUCUGCUUUAAAGCAUAAAUGAGACUAGAGCAGUCUUAUGGUUUCAGAAAAGUCUUAUUCUGGGAUUUUCAGAAUAGCAAGUUAAAACUGCUAACAGCAUGCAGGAAACUAAUUUGGCAUAGUUCCUUAGGAAGUACCAUGCUUCUAAAUAUUGCUUCUUGAUUUCAUUAUAAAUACAUUUAAUUUAUUUAACAAAAAUAUAUUAUGUGACCAUUAGGUUACUUUAUUUUGGCCAUUUUCCCAACCUACUUCCCCCUCCCGCCAAACCCCGAGGUCAGUUAUCAAGAGCCAAUAUGUGUUCUGUUGUUCUUGGAGCACCAGCCAACUGUACAACUGUUAUAAAAAUGUUUAUUGUUUACCAAAACCAGUGGACCUCUUAUCAAAUGCUGCUUGGUAACAAAAUCUUAUCACAGUUUUAAUAAAAAAAAAAAGAAGAAAUAA
Molecule: messenger RNA, 4917 nt
Organism: Diceros bicornis minor
Lineage: Eukaryota; Metazoa; Chordata; Mammalia; Perissodactyla; Rhinocerotidae
Gene: USP14
Product: ubiquitin specific peptidase 14
Exons: 16
Coding region: 432-1928 (498 amino acids)
Biological process (GO): regulation of proteasomal protein catabolic process; proteasome-mediated ubiquitin-dependent protein catabolic process; protein deubiquitination
Molecular function (GO): protein binding; cysteine-type deubiquitinase activity; proteasome binding
Source: RefSeq, a predicted model, not a curated record